Messenger RNA from Racocetra persica, 923 nucleotides. The record is from the annotation of a GenBank genome assembly. NCBI's taxonomy places the organism in Eukaryota, Fungi, Glomeromycota, Glomeromycetes, Diversisporales, Gigasporaceae.
AAAUUAAAUGCCCUUUUUAUGAAUGUGAAGAAACUUUAGAAUAUCAAGAAGUUAAAGAACUAGCAAAUGAAAAAUUAUAUAAAAGGUUUAUGCCACUCCAAAGCAUGCCAGAUAUCAGAUUUUGUUUAAAUCCUAAAUGUGAUUCCGCGCAAGUUCACAAUGGAAAUCAUAGCUUACCAAUAAUGACAUGUCUGAAGUGUGGUUCAAAAUCGUGCUUUACUCAUGAUGUACCAUGGCAUGAAGGUUUGACCUGUCCUGAAUACGAUCGAAUGAAAAGAGAACAAGAAGCUGCUACAAAUAGUUAUUUAUCAAAAAAAACAAAACCCUGCCCGAAAUGUGGUGUUCAUAUAAUAAAGAAUGGUGGAUGUGACCAUAUGACUUGUAAAUUGCCAGGAUGUAAAUAUGAAUUUUGUUGGAUAUGUUUAGCUGAUCAUAAUGGAAUUCGUAGUGAUGGAAAUCAUAGACAUAAUCCCACUUGCAGACAUUAUAGGGCUCCUCCUCAAUCUCUUCGACCUCUUCAACCUCCUCAACUUCAUCAACCUCCUCAGUCUUCUCAACCUCCUCAAUCUUCUCAAUCUCUUCAAGUUCCUCGAUCUCCUCAACCUCCUCAAUCUUCUCAACUUCCUCAACCUCCUCAACCUCUUCAACUUACGCAAUCUCCUCAAUCUUCUCAACCUCCUCAAGCUUCUCAACCUCAACGUCCUCAAUCUUCUCAACCUGCUCAACCUUCUCAAUCUCCUCAAUCUUUUCAACCUUCUCAAGAUCCUCAGACUUCUCAAUGUUCUCAAUCUUCUCAACCUGCUAAACCUUCUCAAUCUCCUCAAUCUUCUCAAGCUCUUCAAAGUCCUCAAUCUUCUCAACCUGCUCAGCCUUCUCUAUCUCCUCAAGCCCUUCAAGGUUAUCAAUCUUCUCAACCUGCUUAA